AUGGAUGAAGGAAACCAAACCCACGUCAGUCACUUCUUUCUGCUGGGAUUCACCACGUCUGCCGGGCGUCAGCGACUCCUCUUCUCGGUCUUCCUCCUGGCCUAUUUGCUAACGCUGAUGGAAAACAUCGUCAUUCUCCUCGUCAUCCGGGCCAAAACCCGCCUGCACAAGCCCAUGUACUUCUUCCUGGGCAACCUGUCCUUCCUGGAGAUCUGGUACGUGACGGUCAUUGCGCCCAAGAUGCUGGCCGAUUUCAUGACCCCGGAUAAGCACAUUGCCUUCCAAGGGUGCAUGGCGCAGCUGUAUUUCUUUGUGACCUUUGUGUGCACGGAGUACAUCCUCUUGGCUGCCAUGGCCUAUGACCGUUGCGUGGCCAUUUGCAGCCCCUUGCGGUACCCGUCCAUCAUGAGCGGUAGGUUCUGCGCCCAGCUGGCGGCUGGCUGCUGGGUUUGUGGCUUAGUCACAGCCACCAUCAAGCUGAGCUUCAUUGCCCGGCUCCAGUUCUGCCACACGGACGCCAUCAACCACUACUUCUGUGACAUCUCCCCCCUCUUGAACAUCUCCUGCUCCGACUCCUCCCUUGCCGAGCUAGUAGACUUCAUCCUGGCCCUGUUGGUCAUCAUGGUGCCGCUGUGCAUCGUGGUCACCUCGUACGUUUGCAUCCUCUUCACCGUGCUCCGGAUGCCCUCGGCUCAGGGCAGGCACAAGGCCUUCUCCACCUGCAGCUCCCACCUGGCCGUGGUGGUCUUGUUCUACUCCACCACCCUCUUCACCUACACCCGCCCCAAAGCCAUGUACGCUUACAGCUCCAACAAGCUGGUGUCGGUGCUGUACACCACGGUGGUGCCCCUCCUGAACCCCCUCAUCUACUGCCUCAGGAACAAGGAGGUCAAGGAUGCACUGAGGAAGGCAAUUCUCAGCUCCUAG
This is a messenger RNA of Pelodiscus sinensis (Chinese soft-shelled turtle), 927 nucleotides long. RefSeq names its product olfactory receptor 6Y1-like. Lineage: Eukaryota; Metazoa; Chordata; Testudines; Trionychidae. Gene Ontology annotation, cellular component: membrane. Gene Ontology annotation, molecular function: G protein-coupled receptor activity; olfactory receptor activity. Gene Ontology annotation, biological process: G protein-coupled receptor signaling pathway. The record is from RefSeq and is a predicted model, not a curated record.